Molecule: messenger RNA, 318 nt
Organism: Metarhizium album ARSEF 1941
Lineage: Eukaryota; Fungi; Ascomycota; Sordariomycetes; Hypocreales; Clavicipitaceae
Product: ubiquinol-cytochrome-C oxidoreductase complex III subunit VIII
Exons: 4
Coding region: 1-318 (105 amino acids)
Biological process (GO): mitochondrial electron transport, ubiquinol to cytochrome c
Source: RefSeq, a predicted model, not a curated record
AUGAGACCGACGCAAGUUCUGAAUGGCGGCGGCGCCCCAAAUUGGAAGGCUGGCCACUGGCUGGGCGACUGGGGCUCCUUUGGUGGCGCCAAGCAGAAGGGCAUCAUUCUUUACGGCAUAUCUGCCAACAGACAGAACCCCACCGCCGGCAUGGUUCACGAUGCCAUCUUCAACACCUUCCGCCGCACCAAGGGCCAGCUCUUCUACUGGCUUCCUCCUCUGGUGGCCGGAUACUACUUGAUGCAGUGGGCUACUGAGCGCAACCACUACCUUCAGUCCAAGGCCGGCCGUGCAGAGUUUGGUGACGACGCCGAGUAA